ACCCCCAAACCCUCUCACCCGCGGCAGUCCGGUGCGAGGCCCCCUCCGGAAGGUGAGGGGAAUGGAUUGGACUCCAGUGGGGAAAGCGGGUGUCUAGAAGUGGUGCUAAUGGGAAGAGAAUUCUGGUUUCAAAAGAGGAUGCUCCGCCACAAAGAGCGGCUCGCGCGCUGGCCUGGGCUCUAGCCGAGGAGAGAUCCCGGGAGAACUCCAGAGCUCCGGGGGAGCGCUCCUCGGAAGACCGGGGCCAACAUGCCUGUGCGCAGGGGGCAUGUGGCACCACAAAAUACAUUUCUGGGGACCAUCAUUCGGAAAUUUGAAGGGCAAAAUAAAAAAUUUAUCAUUGCAAAUGCCAGAGUGCAGAACUGUGCCAUCAUCUAUUGCAACGAUGGGUUCUGUGAGAUGACUGGUUUCUCCAGGCCAGAUGUCAUGCAAAAGCCAUGCACCUGCGACUUUCUCCAUGGCCCCGAGACCAAGAGGCAUGAUAUUGCCCAAAUUGCCCAGGCAUUACUGGGGUCAGAAGAAAGGAAAGUGGAGGUCACCUACUAUCACAAAAACGGGUCCACUUUUAUUUGUAACACUCACAUAAUUCCAGUCAAAAACCAAGAGGGUGUGGCUAUGAUGUUCAUCAUUAAUUUUGAAUAUGUGACGGAUGAUGAAAAUGCUACCUCUCCACAGAGGGUAAACCCAAUCUUACCAGUCAAAACUGUAAACCGGAAAUUUUUUGGUUUCAAGUUUCCUGCUCUGAGAGUUCUCACUUACAGAAAGCAGUCCUUACCACAAGAAGACCCUGAUGUGGUGGUCAUCGACUCAUCUAAGCACAGUGAUGAUUCAGUGGCCAUGAAGCACUUUAAGUCUCCUACAAAAGAAAGCUGCAGCCCCUCAGAAGCAGAUGACACAAAAGCUUUGAUACAGCCCAGCAAAUGUUCUCCCUUGGUGAAUAUAUCUGGACCUCUUGACCAUUCCUCUCCCAAAAGGCAAUGGGACCGACUCUACUCUGACAUGCUGCAGUCAAGUUCCCAGCUGUCCCAUUCGAGAUCAAGGGAAAGCUUAUGUAGUAUACGAAGAGCAUCUUCAGUUCAUGAUAUAGAAGGAUUCAGCGUCCACCCCAAGAACAUAUUUAGAGACCGGCAUGCCAGCGAAGACAAUGGUCGCAAUGUCAAAGGGCCCUUUAAUCAUAUCAAGUCAAGCCUCCUGGGAUCCACAUCAGAUUCAAACCUCAACAAAUACAGCACCAUCAACAAGAUUCCACAGCUCACUCUGAAUUUUUCAGAUGUCAAGACUGAGAAAAAGAAUUCAUCUCCUCCUUCUUCAGAUAAAACCAUUAUUGCACCCAAGGUUAAAGAUCGAACACACAAUGUGACAGAGAAAGUGACCCAGGUUCUCUCUUUAGGAGCAGACGUCCUACCUGAAUACAAACUGCAGACACCACGCAUCAACAAGUUUACGAUAUUGCACUACAGCCCUUUCAAGGCAGUCUGGGACUGGCUUAUUCUAUUGUUGGUCAUAUACACUGCUAUAUUUACUCCCUACUCUGCAGCCUUCCUCCUCAAUGACAGAGAAGAACAGAAAAGACGAGAAUGUGGCUAUUCUUGUAGCCCUUUGAAUGUGGUAGACUUGAUUGUGGAUAUUAUGUUUAUCAUAGAUAUUUUAAUAAACUUCAGAACAACAUAUGUAAAUCAGAAUGAAGAAGUGGUAAGUGAUCCCGCCAAAAUAGCAAUACACUACUUCAAAGGCUGGUUCCUGAUUGACAUGGUUGCAGCAAUUCCUUUUGACUUGCUGAUUUUUGGAUCUGGUUCCGAUGAGACAACAACAUUAAUUGGUCUUUUGAAGACUGCUCGGCUCCUCCGUCUUGUGCGCGUGGCCAGGAAACUGGAUCGAUAUUCAGAAUAUGGCGCUGCUGUUCUAAUGCUCUUAAUGUGCAUAUUUGCCCUGAUUGCUCACUGGCUGGCUUGCAUUUGGUAUGCGAUUGGGAAUGUAGAAAGGCCUUAUCUGACUGACAAAAUCGGAUGGUUGGAUUCCUUAGGACAACAAAUUGGGAAACGUUACAAUGACAGUGACUCAAGUUCUGGACCAUCCAUUAAAGACAAAUACGUCACAGCACUUUAUUUUACCUUCAGCAGUUUAACCAGUGUAGGAUUCGGGAAUGUGUCUCCUAACACGAAUUCGGAGAAAAUCUUUUCAAUUUGUGUCAUGUUGAUUGGCUCACUAAUGUAUGCAAGCAUUUUUGGGAAUGUAUCUGCAAUUAUCCAAAGACUAUACUCGGGAACUGCCAGGUACCACAUGCAGAUGCUGCGAGUAAAAGAGUUCAUUCGCUUUCACCAAAUCCCCAACCCUCUGAGGCAACGUCUUGAAGAAUAUUUCCAGCAUGCAUGGACUUACACCAAUGGCAUUGACAUGAACAUGGUCCUAAAGGGUUUCCCAGAAUGCUUACAAGCUGACAUUUGUCUACAUCUCAACCAGACAUUGCUGCAAAACUGCAAAGCCUUUCGCGGGGCAAGUAAAGGUUGCCUCAGAGCUUUGGCAAUGAAGUUCAAGACCACUCAUGCACCUCCAGGAGACACCCUCGUUCACUGUGGGGAUGUCCUCACUGCACUUUAUUUCUUAUCUAGAGGCUCCAUUGAAAUUCUCAAAGAUGACAUUGUGGUGGCUAUUCUGGGAAAAAACGAUAUAUUUGGAGAAAUGGUUCAUCUUUAUGCCAAACCUGGAAAGUCUAAUGCAGAUGUAAGAGCCCUCACAUACUGUGACUUGCAUAAGAUUCAGCGAGAAGACUUGCUAGAGGUUUUGGAUAUGUAUCCUGAGUUUUCUGAUCACUUUCUAACAAAUCUAGAGUUGACUUUCAACCUAAGGCAUGAGAGUGCAAAGGCUGAUCUCCUACGAUCACAGUCCAUGAAUGAUUCCGAAGGAGACAACUGUAAACUACGGAGAAGGAAACUGUCAUUCGAAAGUGAAGGAGGCAGAGAAAACAGUACAAAUGAUCCUGAAGACUCUGCAGAUACCAUAAGACAUUAUCAGAGUUCCAAGAGACACUUUGAAGAAAAAAAAAGCAGAUCGUCAUCUUUCAUCUCCUCCAUUGAUGAUGAACAAAAGCCGCUCUUCUCAGGAAUAGUAGAUUCUUCUCCAGGAAUAGGAAAAGCAUCUGGGCUCGAUUUUGAAGAAACAGUGCCCACCUCAGGAAGAAUGCACAUAGAUAAAAGAAGUCACUCUUGCAAAGACAUCACUGAUAUGAGAAGCUGGGAACGAGAAAAUGCACAUCCCCGGCCUGAAGACUCCAGUCCAUCCGCACUUCAGCGAGCUGCCUGGGGUAUCUCUGAAACCGAAAGUGACCUCACCUAUGGGGAAGUGGAACAAAGAUUGGAUCUGCUUCAGGAACAACUUAACAGGCUUGAAUCCCAAAUGACCACUGACAUCCAGACCAUCUUACAGUUACUGCAGAAACAAACCACUGUGGUCCCCCCAGCCUACAGCAUGGUUACAGCAGGAGCAGAAUAUCAGAGACCCAUCAUCCGGCUGAUGAGAACUAGUCAACCGUUAGCAUCUAUCAAAACUGAUCGAAGUUUCAGCCCGUCCUCACAAUGUCCUGAAUUUCUAGACCUUGAAAAAUCUAAACUUAAAUCCAAAGAAUCCCUUUCAAGUGGGGUGCAUCUGAAUACAGCUUCGGAAGACAACUUGACUUCACUUUUAAAACAAGACAGUGAUCUCUCUUUAGAGCUUCAUCUGCGGCAAAGAAAAACGUACCUUCAUCCAAUUAGGCAUCCUUCUUUGCCAGAAUCAUCCCUAAGCACUGUAGGAAUCUUGGGUCUUCAUAGGCAUGUUUCUGAUCCUGGUCUUCCAGGAAAAUAAUUCAUUUUGUACUAUUUACUCCACAUACAAUGUAAGUGCUUUUAAUGGCUGUUUUCCUUUUUCUAUUUAAAUCCUCUCUACUUGACUCAGGGGCUCACAAGGUACCACUAUAUGCAAAAGUACUGUAUAUUUUCCUAAAUUGAAGCUUGUAAGGUAAAAUUGAGCAGUUAGGAUGUAAAUAUACAUAAGAACUUUUGGUUCCAAAUGUUAAAACUGCCAGCAUCUCAUGGCACCUUAUUUUUUAUGUUUAUUUUUUAAAUCACAUGCAUGUUAGGAAACUCCAAUUUCUCUUGCAUGGAGACUCCUAUUUACUGCUUUUACUAAACCAGUACUUUGAUAUGAAAAUGCCUUCCACGCAAAUAAGAAACCAAGGGAUAAAACUGUUCAUGGAUGCAACUCAGAUUCAGAUGAUCCUCAACUCAU
Molecule: messenger RNA, 4263 nt
Organism: Saimiri boliviensis boliviensis (Bolivian squirrel monkey)
Lineage: Eukaryota; Metazoa; Chordata; Mammalia; Primates; Cebidae
Gene: KCNH7
Product: potassium voltage-gated channel subfamily H member 7
Biological process (GO): potassium ion transmembrane transport; regulation of membrane potential
Cellular component (GO): plasma membrane
Molecular function (GO): inward rectifier potassium channel activity
Source: RefSeq, a predicted model, not a curated record